GCCUUGGGAUCCGACUAUCCAAGAGACCAUGAAGGAAGUGAAGCUUAUUCUUCACAUGUGGAUCGGGCUGUUUUAUACCAAGUCUAGUGAGAUGCUGCAGACCUCGAUAAGGCAGGUACAGGAACACUGUGGGACUCCAAAACCUGCUGCAGAAGAUUUGCACACAGAACCGGCUGCUGUGGGACAGCCAGCUUUCAGUGGAAGUGGUUCUGAGUCGGCAGCUUCAGAAAAGCAGCAGUCAGCAGAAGUAGUCAUCUCGUCCGUGAUUAAGAGGAUUGAGAAGAAAUCAAAUCUCGUCACUUCUUGUGCUGGCCGUGCACCGUUUUAUAGCGAAACAGCCCCUUGUGCCACUUCGCGAACAGAUGCAGACCAUCCCCUGGAUGGUGAAAGUGAAAUCAAUAAUGAUAACACACAGGACCCAGAAUCACUAGGUUCCAGUGGUGGUCUUGCAGAGUGUGCACACAUCUCUUCUGGAAAGGAGCGUGAACAAGAACCCAAAAAUAACGUACAUGCUGCAGGACUGGAACUGGAGAACCAGGAGCCCAGUUUGUCUCCGAGAAUAACAGAUGACAGAAAUAUGACUGACUUAAUGCAAUGCAACGAUGUCCAGGAUACAGCUCCUGGAAAUUUGGCAGAAAGAAGCCUGGUGGAUUCAAGUCAAACAGUCAACAGAGAGAAUGCUUCUGUUAUAAAACAGACUGAUAAUAUUCAUCAACAUACACUGGAUGAUUCUGAAGCAACGGAGAGUGAGAGUCCUUUGUCACAGCCAUCAAUAUGCACAGCUUCUGUUGUGGAGAAGCCAAAAAGUGCGGAUAAUGAUGACAAUCCUGAACUGGAAGCUAGAGAAGUGGAAAUCAUGCGACAAUCUUCGGUUAUUAAAGAGAUGCUUGGUAUUCGGUUGCCAGCCAAAGAUCCAGCUCAGAGUACAGCGAGCACGAACUUGAGGAAUGCAACUGCCUCACCAAGUUGUAAAGAAGUGAAUAAUCACAGUGAAAACAGACUUCAGACUGAACAGUUUGAUAACCUUGCUGCCUCAGAAAAUACAACAAACACAGAAGACUUGGGAACCAUCAAAGACACACUUGCAAUUGAAAGAAGCGUGCCACAGAAUACAUUCAAUGGAGUGGACCGUACUGAUACUGCUCCACAAAGCUCUCCUUUGACGAUUGAUGUACCAAGUCACACUAGCACUUUAAACUCUUCAGAAUCUUGUAACAUCAUCAUACCCAACUAUAACCAGACUCUGGAUUCCAGUAAAACAUUGCACAAUAUAGCUGGGGCACCGGUGAAAGAAAGAACUUGCUCUUCUGUUGAAAGUUGUGCUAAUGAUCAAUUACUCCGAGAUGUUAUAGAGACACAGAGGAGGAGAGUAAGUGUUAGAAGGUUGGUGAGUGAGAGGGAGAUUACAAGCAAUUCCGAUUCCGAAUGUCUAGGCGAUGUGAAAUCUCUAUCCCCAAGUGAUGAAUCUAGAAGGCAAUUGAAACCUCAAGCUAUCUUUAAUCAAAACUGUGCAUGCAACCUGAAAGCUCAACAAAAGCAGAAGGAGUGUGAUCGGUCCAAGGACUUUAUUGCUACUUCUGAAAGAUCUGAUUGUGGCCUUACAGAAUCUCCUUUUACUGUCAGAGACUUUUCAGAAAGUUUGGAUAUUAAAAUAAAAACAGCCACUAGAGAUUUUUCUGGAAGCAAAAAGGUGUCCAGGAUAAGUUGUAAUGCCAGCAGCCAGAAGAUCAAAAGGAAAAGGAACAUGCACGGAGAGGAAUCUGAAGACAGAGAUUCGGAAGAUGGGGAUUUCAGAGUGAAACGAAACAGCCAAAGUGGGCCCUGGCACAUGCGGAACGUUGAUGUGAAUCAUUCAGCACACAUUUUGGAAGAAGAGACGAGUGACAGUGAUGCCCCUGUGCCUCGGACUAUUAAAAUCCCGGAUCUUUUUGGAAGACCGAAAGUCUACCAAAACUUUACUGUCACUGCAGAGAUGCGGCAGAAAUCUGAUGAGGCAGCAAGAUGCAGAAGAAUCACCAGAACAUUCUGUAAUUGGCACGAGGAGAGCACUGCUGUUCAACAUUCAGGAGAGUGCAACUGGAAUGCAAAUUACUGCAGAAACACAAGUCCUGUUGAAAAAAUUCUAAACUUGGAGUAUAUAAAUUUUUCUCGGGAUCUCAAGAAUGUAGUGAACAGAGCAAAUGUUGGACUAUUCACAAGCCCCAUCUCAUAUUCCAAGGAUGGAAAUAAAACAGCCUUGAGGAGGAGAAAUAUCCAAAUGGUUUCCAGUGAGAGACUAACUGGGAGGGGGAACCCACUGACUGUGACAAUAUCGUGCCAAAAGGUUGAGCACAGCAAUGGGAAGCGGUUGCACAAUAAAACCUGGCCACCUCAUUGGACUAAUGGAGAGGAUGAGGCUUGGGAAACAGAAACUGUUACAUUUUCUAAACCAAAAUGUUACACAAAUUUCAUAAAGAGUCACAAGAGGCCAUGUGGUCAAUCUCACGCUAUGAUUCACGAUUCAGCAGAACCUGCAGAUAGGAUGCCAAGGAAAUCAUGUUGCAUCAGGGACAAAGGAUCUCUUCUUCAUGAUGAGCUGCUAAAUGCAAAACGGAAGGAAUAUAAAGAGCUUCAGGGUGAUGGGAGGAAAAGAACUGAUCCAUUUUUGUGCUUAAUAACUGAGUUAUGCAGUAACUUACACCAAAAUUUGAGGGAAGUUGUAAAAGAAUCUUGGAAAGGCACUUUCAACUUUUAUGUCUUUGAAACAAAUUCUGAUCCAUUUUUUAAGGAAAUUAAG
Rhincodon typus (whale shark) is the source of this 2776-nucleotide messenger RNA. RefSeq lists its product as uncharacterized. Gene Ontology annotation, biological process: negative regulation of gene expression, epigenetic. The transcript is spliced from 4 exons. The annotation marks the transcript as partial. Gene Ontology annotation, cellular component: nucleoplasm. The record is from RefSeq and is a predicted model, not a curated record. Lineage: Eukaryota; Metazoa; Chordata; Chondrichthyes; Orectolobiformes; Rhincodontidae.